Messenger RNA from Microthlaspi erraticum, 936 nucleotides. NCBI's taxonomy places the organism in Eukaryota, Viridiplantae, Streptophyta, Magnoliopsida, Brassicales, Brassicaceae. The record is from the annotation of a GenBank genome assembly.
AUGAGUGAAACUGACGCAGCGAGUCUCGAUCCAACGGCUGAUAAUAUUUCGUCUCUGAUAAUUCGAGACUCGAGAACUUUCAUUUCCUCUACGAUAGAAGCAAAAAUGGCGAAAGGUCCCGGUCUGUACACCGAAAUCGGCAAAAGAGCCAGAGAUCUUUUGUACAAGGACCACAACAGUGACCAGAAAUUCAGCAUCACCACCUACUCUCCAGCCGGUGUUGCCAUCACUUCAACUGGAACUAAGAAAGGUGACACACUGUUGGGAGAUGUAGCUUUUCAAUCCAAGCAAAAGAACGUUACUACUGACUUUAAAGUCUCCACAGAUUCUACCGUUUUGAUCACUGCUACGGUUGAUGAGGCUGCACCUGGAUUGAAGUCAAUCUUCAGCUUCAAGGUCCCUAACCAAAAUUCCGGCAAGAUUGAGCUACAGUACUUGCAUGACUACGCCGGUAUUAGCACGAGCAUGGGAUUGACUCAGAACCCGACUGUCAACUUCUCCGGUGUGAUCGGCACCAACGUCUUGGCAGUUGGUACUGAUGUUUCCUUCGAUACCAAAUCCGGCAACUUCACCAAGAUCAAUGCUGGUCUAAGCUUCACCAAGGAUGAUCUUAUCGCCUCCCUUACCCUGAAUGAUAAGGGUGAUUCGAUGAUCGCGUCGUACUACCACAGUGUAAACCCGCUGUUCAACACUGCGGUUGGAGUAGAAGUGAGCCACAAAUUCUCGAGCAAGGACAACACGAUCACCGUGGGCACUCAGCACUCGCUCGACCCCUUGACCUCGGUGAAGGCGCGUGUGAACAGUGCGGGCAUUGCAAGUGCACUCCUUCAACACCAGUGGAGACCAAAGUCGUUUUUCACCAUCUCAGGAGAAGUUGACACUAAGUCCAUUGAUAAGAGUGCUAAAGUUGGAUUGGCUCUCGCUCUCAAGCCUUGA